This is a messenger RNA of Chlamydomonas reinhardtii, 2613 nucleotides long. RefSeq lists its product as uncharacterized. Gene Ontology annotation, cellular component: protein phosphatase type 2A complex; cytosol. Gene Ontology annotation, biological process: peptidyl-serine dephosphorylation. The coding region runs from base 276 to 1712 and encodes 478 amino acids. Gene Ontology annotation, molecular function: protein phosphatase regulator activity; protein binding. The record is from RefSeq and is a predicted model, not a curated record. The transcript has 9 exons. NCBI's taxonomy places the organism in Eukaryota, Viridiplantae, Chlorophyta, Chlorophyceae, Chlamydomonadales, Chlamydomonadaceae.
CCCCGCGUAGGUAGACUCACCUGGACAGUACUCACGACCUAGAAGCGAGACUUGACGUCGACGAUCGCUACGCUCUGUGUUCGUCGCGGGGGUUUGUCUUAGCCCUUGCCAGUUGACGCCCCCAGACCUGGUGUGCUUACAGUGAAGCACAGCAGCGGUGGGGAGUGCUGGCUAGGUGGAGCUAGGCGUAGAGGGCCAGCGGACAGAGAAUGAGGAACUGAGACUCCCGACGCGAGACCAAAGGCAGAAAAGCGCGUGAUCUAGUAUUAUCAGCCAUGGCGUCCUCUUCAACCUCGGAGUGGCAGUUCCUGCAAUGCUUCGGCGAGCGGACGCCUGGCGAGGACAUCCAGGAGGCCGACAUCAUCUCGGCCGUGGAGUUCGACUAUGAUGGCCUGCACCUGGCUACCGGCGACCGGGGAGGCCGUGUGGUGCUAUUUGAGCGAGUCAACCCGCAUGUGCGCGGGCCGGGCAUGGACCAGCGGGCUCCUCCGCCUCUGCCACGUGGAGCAUCGUUUGAGUAUCGGUACAUGACGGAGUUCCAGUCGCACGAGCCGGAGUUCGACUACCUUAAAUCGCUGGAAAUUGAGGAGAAAAUCAACAAGGUCCGGUGGUGCCGGAGCUCAAACAACACGCGGAUGCUGUUGUCCACCAACGACAAGACCGUGAAGCUAUGGAAGGUCUACGAGAAGAAGGUGUCAUGCCUGUCGAACUUCAACUUGGAAGGCCGGAACAACGGUGGCACGGCCAACUCGCCCCGGCCCAACGCGCUGGCGAACAGCCCGGUCUCGCUGCGCCUGACGCAGCCGCUGCGCCUGCCCCGGGUGACCAGCACGGAGGUGCUCCUAGCGGCUCGCUGCAAGCGCGUGUUCGCGAACGCGCACACAUACCACAUCAACUCGAUCUCCGUGAACAGCGACCAGCAGACGUUCCUGUCGGCAGACGACUUGAGAAUCAACCUGUGGAACCUGGAGAUUACUGAGCAGAGCUUCAACAUCGUGGACAUCAAGCCGGCGAACAUGGAGGACCUGACGGAGGUCAUCACCUCGGCGGAGUUCCACCCGCAGCACUGCAACGUUUUCGCCUACAGCAGCAGCAAGGGAUGCAUUCGGCUGGCGGACAUGCGCAACGCGGCGCUGUGCGACCGGCACUCGAAAGCGUUUGAGGAGCAGGAGUCCCAGGCGAACAAGUCGUUCUUCUCGGAGAUCAUCGCCAGCAUCAGCGACAUCACAUUCAGCCGGGAUGGGCGAUACAUCCUGAGCAGGGACUACAUGACGUUGAAGCUGUGGGACCUGGCGAAGGAGAACGCGCCCGUUGCCACCUACAACGUGCACGAGCACCUGCGCGCGCGGUUGUGCGACCUGUAUGAGAACGACUCGAUCUUCGAUAAGUUCGACUGCUGCAUGAGCGGCCGCGGCGACGCGAUCGCGACUGGCUCGUACAACAACCUGUUCCGUGUGUUCGGCGCCUGGAACGGCGCGGACCUGACGCUUGAAGCGUCGCGCGACCCGAUGCGGAAGCGCCUGCAGCAGCCGGCCAAGACAAACCGGUUCGCCAUCCGCAACAAGAACGGGCCCAGCAAGGGGGGGCGGGCAAACGAGCAGUCGGAGUCGGGCACGGACUACGCCUCCAAGCUGCUGCACCUGGCGUGGCACCCGGAGGCCAACGUGGUGGCGGCGGCCGCGUCCAACUCGCUCUACAUGUACUGCGCGUAAGGCGUGGCGCUGCAGCUGGAGCAAGCCAUAGCAGUAGGGUCAGCAGAGUAAGCAGAAGCAGAGGCAUGGGGUGUAGGAUGUGUGCGUGGGCGUUCUAUGGCGCGCGGCGUGGGGGUUUUGUAUCGCCACGUGCUCUCGGGACUUUUAAAUGUGUGUUGUGAGGUGGGUGGUAACUUGGUGACAAUCAUAGGAGUCGAAACUACUUUCGCGCGGCUCAAGCGGGCACCCUGCGGUUCACGGUAUAUAAGCUUGUGAGUCGUCGUUGUCGUGUACCUGGGCAAAGUGCGUUUUACAGGGUGCGGUGUGGAGUACCGGUGUGCAACGGAGACGUGGCAGGUGGGGUAAACUUUGUCGGAGAUGGAGUACGCGAAGGCAAGGAAAACGGCCGCUUUGCACAGCACCUGCGAUUAGGUGCGUUUUGGUCGUGGCGGUCAUGUGCACAACAGUUGUGCAAGGUAGUGCUAGCACGCGCGCUUCGUGACCUACUAAGACAGGCUCUUAGCAGGCCACGCAAGAUUCGAGGAACUGGACGCUGGCGGCUGUACCUGCUUAGGGCAGUGAGAGCGGGCGGGAGCGAAGGGCGAAUCGACAGGCGGACGGACUAGCAGGAUUCAUGGCGACGACGUCCUUGAAUGAAAGGGCUGAUGGCGCAGCGAUGGUAGAAGGAUUGCAAGAGGCAUGGGCUGUAACAUGCCGUUCAGAGCGCGCGGUAGUAUGCCAGCCGCAGGCGCGUUGUACCCAUAUGAUGAGCAGGAGGAAGAGGCCAUGGCCCAUGGGUGACCGUAGAGCUUCUGCGCCUGAGGCUAGCCCUAGAGCAGAGAACCCUUCCAGGCUCCAACCUGCGCCAGUGCUGAGAUGAGGGGCAUCAGCCGAUGCCAGCGAAGGCCCGGGACUACGCUUU